This is a messenger RNA of Hippocampus zosterae (dwarf seahorse), 758 nucleotides long. RefSeq names its product small integral membrane protein 18 (gene smim18). The transcript has 2 exons. The coding region runs from base 302 to 631 and encodes 109 amino acids. The record is from RefSeq and is a predicted model, not a curated record. Lineage: Eukaryota; Metazoa; Chordata; Actinopteri; Syngnathiformes; Syngnathidae.
CAAAGUGGGCGGGAGCAACUACGACUGUUGAGUUGCUCAUGGGCAGACUACUGGAAUUGUGACAGGCUGGGUGACAAAUGGGUCGGAGACAAAGCCGGGGGGAAAGAGCCAAUGACUGUGAGGAGACCGUUCUCAGCCAUGAGGCUCUGCAAGGAGCGGCGGCCGGUGCUGAAAGAGAGCUCAGAGGCGGAGUGAACGCAAAGGGAGGGAGGAAGAGGAGGAGAGGAUAUAGGUGGGGCAGCGAAAGGAAGCGAGAGCAUCUAUUGACUAGCGCGAUCGCAACACCACAUAAGCAGGAAUCAUGGCCAACAUCACAACAACGAACACCACCAACAAUCUGCCCUGGUACCCAGAAUCCGUUCCUCUCUCCCAGGUGCCCCUGCACCAAGGCUGGAAUGUGGCCUGCUUCGUUAUCAUACUGCUGUUCAUCCUCACCGUGAUCUCUCUGGCGGCCUUGGCCCUGCUCUAUGAACUCCUGGACUGCGGCUGCUUUGCCAAAGAAAAAACGCAGCAACAGCAACAAGAACAGCACCAAGAACAACAGCAACUCCAGAUGGUGGAGUCAGGCAACUGCGGCAAUCUGGUGACCGACAUUUCCAGUGAAUCGGAACCGAACACGGAGGUGGUAUAGAAGCUGCGCGGAGCGGGAAAAGCAUUUAGGGCUUCAAAAACUGCCAAAAGGUUGAGAGGAUGCUGAAGAACCAGUCAAGAUAAAUUCAAUGGACAAUAAAAAGAUAAAUGCAAAUCUGCACUGAUAA